AUUAAAGCGAAUGGGCUAGCCUAGCAGGAUCAGAGAAGUAGGUCACUUAUACUCGUGGUGGCUAGUUGUUGUGGCUAGAAGAUAGUAAGUUGAGUAAACGUUGUAUCCGAGAGACCCAUAUUUCAGCAACAGCCCAUCACAUGGGUUCACCCGGUUCUAUACACGUCCCUGUGUGUUCGCCAUCAUGACAGCCGCUAACCAGACGUGCUAAAUUUAGCAGCCACAUUGCGCGACUGCGACUAACGAAUCAAUGCUUGGUCAGCUAACGCGGCAGUCAGAAAUCACCAACAUGCUUCCUCGGACAUACCCACCGGAGGCGGUGCGGACAUAUUUGAAGAGGAUUCGUCUGGCCCAACAAACCGGUUUAAGCAACUUUGAUGAAACUUUUGAUACUGCUAUUGCAAGGCUAAUAAAAUCUCAUGCAGAUGCGAUCGGCUGUACAAGGGAGACAAUCCUGUUUCCCCUGCUAGUAGCAGUUUCGGCUUGCAUGGGUUCUGAGACGGAUGUUAAUAUCGACACUGAUUGGUCGGAAAAGCCGAUUCUCUGGAUUCUUGUGGCGGGGAGAAGAGGUGAUAAGAAAACACCAGCACUGAAAAGGAUAAAGUCUGCAAUUUGUGGUUUGGAAAAAGAAAUUCAAGCUUUAUACAGGACCCAGAACUCCGAGAUAAGUGACAGACAUUACCCGAGGUUUGUGAUAGACGAACAUAAUCUUCCACAGGCAGAGGAAAGUAUAAAGAUGACUCCAGGGGCCCACACUUUGGUAGGGAUGUUCGAUAACUUUGGAACCUUUCUAAGACAGCGAUAUCUGGAAUCUAAAUUCCUUGACCCUCAGCUUCUGUUGUCGAUGUACGAUUCAUCUGUCAGCCUGUCUUCUGGAGCACACCUUGAAGAUGCGCCGUCAAGUGUCUACUGUAGCUUUCUGGCCAUGAUAGAAGCUAUAGAUGCAGCGGCUCUAAUGGAGAUGUUUGAUGCUGAUGGCUUGUCUGAUCGAGUUCUUGUCGUCUGCCCGAGGGACCAUGGAUGUCAUUCAGAGCAGAUGACGUCAUCCUCUGUGGAAGCCCUGCCUCCAAUUCAGCGCAUUCUGUCCAGCAUCAGGAACUACCACCAGGUGCAGACGGUGUCUUACGUCUUCACCGAGGAUGGCCGGGCCACGUUUCAAAGAUGUAGAGCAGAGCUGGAGUUGUGGCAGAGUGGCUUCCUCUACGACGAGAGAAGACGAGGGGUGCUAGCUAAAGCUGCUGGUCAACUGGCCCGAAUCUGUGCCGUGCUCACGGCACUCAAGAACGGACUGGACCUAUCUGCACGUGGGUAUGGCGCCCAGGUACUGCCAUCCACGGUCAUAACAUCAGACACCGUUGACUCCGCGAGGCAGAUCCUGAUGUAUCUGAUCAACCAGAAGAUGUCGUUCCUACCCAACGAGGAAAGCCUGGGCGAGGACAACACGUGGGAGGACAUGCAGGAUAGGAACGACGUCAGCCACGACACUUCCUUCAUCGACGGCCCGCCUCAAGUAGGCCACAAGCACGUGCAAGAGACGAUCUUCAUGCCCCAGGUGGGGAGAGUGGGGCGAUGGACGGAGGAGGGACUGUCGAUCACACCAGGAAGGGGUCAGUCAGGAAAAAAGUCGAAUAUGGAUUUUCAGACAUCAACUUACUCCAAAGCGCAAGAAACAUCUUCCGGUGGCUCUGUGUACAUGUCAAGUGGCGAUUCCAGAUCGCCGUGGAUGGUACAUUCCUCAACAGAAAACGAGCAACAUGCUGUUGAUAUUGUCCGAUGCAAGCGACCGCGACACGAUGAUGGAGACAGAGGUAAGGUACUUGGAGCAGUUAGGGAGCAGCACAAGGUUCACAAGGAGGUGGCCGUUAUUACCGUUGACGACGAGGGCAGCGGUGACGGUGACAACCUGGAGGAGGGUACAGACAGUGCUGUCAUACAUAUCAAUGCGUCAGUCACUAACAUGCCCCAGGGCAACGAACCCUGGAGUAUACAGAUUCCUAUCGAGGAGGACGCAGACCUUCACAAUCAAGGGUUAGACCAAAAGAGCCCUAAAUCUGGACUAACGCCUAGCUGUUUCCGAUCGUUUAGGACGUCAGUGAAUAUGUUUCAGCUGACAGAUGAACAGUUGUUAGUCCUCUGUGCUCACAAGAUCAAGAAGCUUCUUUUACUCCCAGGUAUGAUAGCUUCUGCUGCGAGUAUAUGUCAGAAAAGACUCUUCCCACCCGUCCCGAGGGAGCUGAGGAUCGAACACCCUCGCACCACACACCCAGUAUGGGGAGCUCUGGCGUUUCUCAAGCGACUGGUGGGGCUGGGUCUUGGGGAGUUAGUUCAUGCGCUGUACCGGAUGCAGUCCAUCCACUUCCGGAAGAUACGACUUGAACACAUGACCCGGGAGGCCAGGGACUUGUUGAAGACGGUGGGGGUGGAUGAGGAGGAGUAUGAGAGGUCGUACCCGAAGUUUGACGACAGUCAUCUCACGUCAUUUGUGCUUAUUAGUGACACAGACAGAGCCAUUAGACAGAGGUUAAGGGCAGACGGGCAGACUAUAAACCACUCAGCGCUUGUUGGUUGCCAUGGUAACUCACAGUCACAUGAUUCAUAAACGAUUUACGUAUGAGUGAGUGAGUGAGCGAGUAAGGAAUGAGUGUUUGAGUGUAACCCCGCUUUAAGCAAUAUUUUAGCAGUAUCCCAGCAGGGGACACCAGAGCAGGACUAAACUACAGACGACCCCACCUAUAAGGAAUGUGGGUCAUCUUGUUGUUGGUAUGUGUGUGGCUAGUUUGCUACUUUGGUCUGGGCGGGCCUAUACGGAAUGUGUGGCGAAAGGUGGGUGGAUGUGGGUAUAUGUUGGGAGCCUGGUAGACGAUGUAGAUCUCUAACUGAAAGCAAAUCUGCAUUGUCGAUCACAUAAAAACAUUGAUACUUAUUGAAAUCAUUGCUUUAAGAUUUACAUUCAUUGAUGGUGUUAGUAGAGCUCUGUAUGGAACAUUUGCUUGAAUAAAACAGAUUGAAAUA
Molecule: messenger RNA, 3012 nt
Organism: Haliotis rubra (blacklip abalone)
Lineage: Eukaryota; Metazoa; Mollusca; Gastropoda; Lepetellida; Haliotidae
Exons: 3
Coding region: 251-2599 (782 amino acids)
Source: RefSeq, a predicted model, not a curated record